GCAGGAAGCAGCUUAACCUCGGCUUUUCUGGACAGGACUUUGCUGAAAGAUGUGGUUUGUGAGCAUGUUGAUUUUAUUAUUAUCUUGUAACAACAACCCGCUGUUGGGCUCCCUUAUUUGCAUUCCUAGCAGCACGGCAAGGUGAAUAAUUUAAUUCCAGCAGCCUGCGCCACGUGAUGGUGCGAGGACCCGUCAGCGAUGCCUCCCCCUGCACCGACAGACUUUGGAGAGCAGUGGAAACUUACAGAAGUGAUGCGAAAUUGUCGCAUGUCCUCCCUUAACCCUGGGGAAAUCUCUCGGCGGAGUGAUCACUUCAUCCUUUGCUUUUCCACGUGUUCCUCUGACGUGGAGGUUUGGGGGUGUGUGUGCGAGCCUAGGCUGGCGGCGCUCGGCAGGAGAAGAGCGGGAGGCCGAAUCGCGGGAUCCCCGGUCCCUGCCACUUGUCGAUGGUCGGCGGUGGGGGAACAGAGCGGAAUUAAAUGGGAGCUCGCUGAGGGCGGCUGCGGCGGCUGCACGGAGCGGCAGAGCUGUCUUCAGCACCUGGCCAUGGGGCUGCGCCGGGCUGCCUAGGAGCCCCCACCUCGCCACUCACGGCAGUCCUCUUCUAUCCUGAAAGAAGAAAUUCAGGUGAAGGAAGACCAUGCCUUUGUUUAGUAAAUCGCACAAAAAUCCUGCUGAGAUUGUGAAAGUUCUGAAAGAAAACAUGGCCAUAUUGGAAAAACAAGAAAAAAAGACAGACAAGGCAUCAGAGGAAGUGUCAAAAUCUCUGCAAGCAAUGAAGGAAAUUCUGUGUGGGACCACAGACAAAGAGCCACCCACAGAAAUCGUGGCCCAGCUGGCACAAGAGCUCUACAACAGUGGCCUUCUAGUGACGCUCAUUGCCAAUCUGCAGCUGAUAGAUUUUGAGGGCAAAAAGGAUGUUUCCCAGAUAUUCAACAACAUCUUGAGAAGACAAAUUGGCACACGCAGCCCUACAGUGGAAUACAUCAGUGCCCAUCCACAUAUCCUAUUCAUGCUUCUAAAAGGAUAUGAAUCCCCAAAUAUUGCCUUACGUUGUGGAAUUAUGCUGAGAGAGUGUAUCCGCCAUGAGCCCUUGGCCAAAAUCAUACUAUUUUCAGAACAGUUCAGAGACUUUUUUAAAUACGUGGAAAUGUCAACAUUUGAUAUUGCUUCUGAUGCCUUUGCUACAUUCAAGGACCUGUUAACACGACACAAAUUGUUGGUGGCAGAAUUUCUGGAACAAAAUUAUGAUGUAAUCUUUGAGGAUUAUGAAAAACUCCUUCAUUCAGAGAAUUACGUAACAAAGAGGCAAUCUUUGAAGCUUCUGGGUGAACUGAUUCUGGACCGACACAACUUUGCCAUCAUGACAAAAUACAUCAGCAAACCAGAAAACCUGAAGCUGAUGAUGAACUUGCUGCGAGAUAAAAGCCCCAACAUUCAGUUUGAAGCAUUCCAUGUGUUCAAGGUUUUUGUGGCCAGUCCAAACAAAACACAGCCUAUUGUGGAGAUCUUGUUGAAAAACCAACCCAAGCUAAUUGAGUUUCUGAGCAAUUUCCAGAAAGAAAGGACGGAUGACGAACAAUUCACUGAUGAGAAGAACUACCUGAUCAAGCAAAUCCGAGACUUGAAAAAGCCAACGGCAUGAAGAACUCCUGUUUUCCACUGUAGGCAUUAAUCUCAAAUGUUAAGUUCCUCUGUGUCCCUUAAACACCACAAUAGUGCUUGAGAAGGCACAGCAAGUGCCUGGUUUUUAUUUUGUCUUUGUUCCUAGAUGUCAAGAGUAUAGGGGUUUUACAUGAGAACUAAAAAACCAAAAAUCUAGAAUAAUAUAUUAUUUUUAAUCAAGACUAUAAUUAUUUAUGUCAGUUUAGAAUCUCUCUGUAAUAGAAGCUGGUUUGACAGUUUUUUGGUUUUUUGUUUUUUUGGUUUUUUUUUUUGUUUUGUUUUGUUUGGUUUUUUUUUGUUUUUUUUUUUUUUUUUUUGUGCUCAAGAAGAAUGAACCUCUUUGCUUAAUUUUGUCAGCAAACUUAAGCACUGGCAAGUGCACAGAGCAGGUCUUCUGAGGACUGUGACAUUGUUCCUUCACACCUGUAGUUGUGACUUGGUUCUAGUGCUGCACACACACAAGACUGUGAAAGAGUACUUUGGUCUCUGGAGUUGCUGCACUUACAGGUCAGGUUCUUUAGUCAAAACUACGGAAGAUAAAAAAGCAGAAAAGGUCACGUUUUUGCUUCAUUUUGUGUUCUUUCAUCUUUUUUUCCCCUAGAUCAGAGCUUUUCUAUUCAGUGCUAGGGAACAGAUGGAUAUAUCAGCCAUCUGAGCUGCUUCUGCCUAACUCCCAUUUCCCUGUGUGUGAUCUAUCUUGUGCUAGAGCACAGGCUUUUCCUACCAAGCAGUCUCAUGAGGAGCAGCCCCACGUACACGGUGCUCACAUGUCCUGUAAUGGAAAAAGGCAAGGGCAAGCCCCUCUCAUCAAAGGCCAUGCUGAAUUUCCGAUGAAAUGAUCCUGCACCUAAGGAAACCAUCCAUAGUCAAGAAUAUUGGGUGGUAGCCAGAGCUACUUGGCUGAAUUGCGACAAGGGCUGAGCCUAGGCACCACAGUAAGAGGAGGGUCCUUAGUGUCUUUCCAUUUGAAUUGCAGUCUUGGCUGUGCGAGGUGUGUUUGAGCUGAGUUCAGCAAGGGAAUCAUGAAAAGUCCUCUGCCAGAUCUGCUGCGUGGGCUGAGGUCCCUGAGCCUGCAGGUGCUGUCACAGCUGAGAGCAUUUUCUGGAUGCCGAGCCCGGGAGGCCCCUGAGCAGCAACAGGCACCAAAGGCCACCAGUAGUCUGGCAUUUCCUGUCCUUGUUCACCCUGACAUGAAUCCAGGUGUUGUGUUAAAGUUGUAGAAGAGGAGGUUGUUGCACCAUUAAUGUUUUGAGUUUAAUAAGCUCUGUGGUACAGACAGUGUUUCCCUGGUGUGUUUGAAGAGUUUUUAGGGUCUUUUGUUUUUGAACAGGAAAAUGUUAUUCUGGUGCUUUCUUAGGAAGAGAAGUUUGAGAGCAGGGAGUGGAAAUUUCUUGAAUUUUUCUGGACAGCCUAAGUUAUGAGUUUUCCUAUUUGCUGUAAGAAAGUUCUCUAGCUAAAACUCUAGCUAAUGCUUCAGGUAAUAGGUGACACUGACUUGUAAAAACAGAACAAGCCCUUUUCUUUCAUUUAACUGUUGUAUAUUGAGGUGACUGAUACUUUAAUUUAUGUGCUUUAGAAAAGGGAAGAAACAGAACAGAUUGUGGUCUCAUUUUUUUUUCAGAUGUCAGAUACACACAACAAAUGUACAUCUUAGUUGCCUGGAAUUUAAAAAAAAAUAUUUACAAGCUAUUAAAGGCAUGAUUACUGAUCA
Prinia subflava (tawny-flanked prinia) is the source of this 3376-nucleotide messenger RNA. It is a transcript of the gene CAB39L, whose product is annotated as calcium binding protein 39 like. Gene Ontology annotation, molecular function: protein serine/threonine kinase activator activity. Gene Ontology annotation, biological process: intracellular signal transduction. The coding region runs from base 641 to 1645 and encodes 334 amino acids. Lineage: Eukaryota; Metazoa; Chordata; Aves; Passeriformes; Cisticolidae. The record is from RefSeq and is a predicted model, not a curated record. The transcript is spliced from 10 exons.